Molecule: messenger RNA, 721 nt
Organism: Fukomys damarensis (Damara mole-rat)
Lineage: Eukaryota; Metazoa; Chordata; Mammalia; Rodentia; Bathyergidae
Product: protein FAM209B
Exons: 2
Coding region: 119-628 (169 amino acids)
Source: RefSeq, a predicted model, not a curated record
GCCUGCGUCCUGGAAGCCCCGUGGCCCCGAGGCAUCACAAUGGUCCGGGCCGCACGGCUCUGUGACAUCACCCGCGGCAGGCCGGCGGCAGUGCCGCCAUGCGCACUGACUGCUCACCAUGCGGGUGCUGAGCACGCUACUGCUCCUGUCCCUGUGCCUCUCCUGCGGGAAGGCCUUCGUGUUCUUCUCUCCCCGGGAGAAGGCCAAGGAGCCCCUGGAGAAGGUGCCGUGCGGGGCACACACCCGGGUGCGGCCCACCCUCCCAGCACAGGGCUGGCUGCGCAACAAAUGGCUAUGGCUCUUUUUUGUUGUUGUGCUGUAUGUGAUCCUGAAGUUUCGGGUACACAGUGAGAAGAGCAAGACUAAGGAGCAGAAUCCUCUUGGCCUCCGAGGAUAUCCUCUUCGCUCUUCACCGAAGAAAAAUCAACAUGGCUCCCCAACCGAAGACUACGCACUUACUUCCCUAACCCACCUCGAGAAGGACCUUGUGCAGUUUCUGUCCAAAGUACGGUGUCUUAAAGCUGCCGUGAGAACUGGCAGUAACCUCAGGCUAUACGGCCCGAGCUUUCCUGCCGACCCACAGAGCUGUGUUACAAUGUAUGAAGUGUGGGGAGAGAAUCCCAAAUGAAUGGAUCUGUGUAUCAAACAUAGGACAGAAAAGAAGUUGACUUUUGACAGAAUAUCCAAACCAAUAAAACUAUUCUGAAGAAAGAAUUCCCGC